UUCUUCCGAGGACUCGGCUAUAUAUUGGGUCCCAUUAUUGUGGAGCCAUUCCUCACUACCGAAGUAGUCGAAGACGAUUCGGUCACAACUGUGGCGUCCAUUAAUGGGACAAAAACGGUCGACAGUAUUGUCUUAUUUGCCAUAAAUGGCACUCAAUCUCCAGAGCCUAAAGAAGAGGCACACAUUUACAUACCAUAUAUGAUCAAUGGAGUGAUGUUAAUAUUGGCGGCGGUAUUGGUAUUCAUUCAAUACCUGUUUUGCGUCCGAUUGAAUCGGUUGACCAAAAUGACGGUCUCCUCAUCGCAGGACACCAUCAUCUCUACGAUCACAUGCGAUGACAAAGUCUCGCAAACCAUUGACAUCGAAAAGUAUGAAAAUGAGACCAAAAGAGAAGAGCCAAAGCUAUACACCCUUUCGAUUAUCAUUUUGUGUUCGGUUUUCUACUUAUUCUUCUUCGAAGAGGUUGUGGUCACAUAUUUGGCCUCAUUUUCGGCUAACAUUGAUCUACACUUAACCAAAUCCGGGGGCGCUUUCCUCACCUCAAUCUUCAAUGUAUGCAAUGUUAUCGGCAAAGGAAUCGGUAUAGUGUUGGCCCUCAAACUCAAACACUUUACUAUGCUUUACAUGAAUUUGAUUGUGUGCGGAGUAUUGAAUAUGUCGGGCACAUUGGGCAGUGUGUUUGUGCCGCUGGCCAUCGCUAACUACAUCGAGUCCUACCCCUUGAGCCUCAUAUACGCGUCCCUAUUGUGUGCGCUCUCGUGUCUCAUCGUUUUGAUUGCUAUCCAAAUGCUGAUUGUCUUCAGACAAAAGCGACUCAAACGGCGACAACUCAUUCAAGAGAAACCUGUUGUCAAGUGUUAGACACACUUUGA
This is a messenger RNA of Medioppia subpectinata, 872 nucleotides long. Lineage: Eukaryota; Metazoa; Arthropoda; Arachnida; Sarcoptiformes; Oppiidae. The record is from the annotation of a GenBank genome assembly.